Hydra vulgaris (swiftwater hydra) is the source of this 2093-nucleotide messenger RNA. RefSeq names its product glomulin. Gene Ontology annotation, cellular component: cytoplasm. The record is from RefSeq and is a predicted model, not a curated record. Gene Ontology annotation, molecular function: ubiquitin-protein transferase inhibitor activity. Lineage: Eukaryota; Metazoa; Cnidaria; Hydrozoa; Anthoathecata; Hydridae.
UUUGAUUUAUUAAAGAAUGAUAAAAAAUGAUAAAAUUUUGGUUCAAUGCAAGCAACUUUUGGAAGAUAGGAAUAUGACUGAACUUUUAAAGAUAUUAAGCUAUGAUGAAAAUAGGGAAUUUGUUGUUGGCUCUGGUUGGGAGCUUAUUGGUUUAUUAUGUAAGCAAGUAGGUUAUGACUCAAACGACCAAAACAGUUUCAAUUGUAUAAAACUUUUACAAAAGGCAUGUUCAGCUAAAGAAAUAAUAUUAGGGCUAGACCUGGAAAAUUCCUACUCAGAGAAUGCUUUUUUUGUUGUCAUAACAGUUUAUACAGAUGCUUUUUUGAAGUUGCAAAGAGGGCAAGCAGUGCAUUUGAAGAGUAUAUGCAAAAAUAUAGUGGAACACCUUGAUCAACUGCUUCAAAAUUCAAAAAAUGUUUCUUCAAAAAACUAUCAGCUUAAAGCUAUUAAUGCUUCUAAUCUAAAUCAGAUUUUAGUGGUUGUUAAAAAGUAUGAACGUUUCUGUUUUUCUUUGAAAGAUUUUGUUUUAAAAAUCAGUGAAAAACUUAUACAUGAAAAGUAUGACGAUUUAGAAAAUUUUUUAUCUGAAAAAUCUAUAAAACAAAAUGGGUGGAGUGCAUAUGAUACCGAAGCAUGUCGCAAUAUUCUGUGUGAGUUUGUUUUUAAGGUAUUGGAGCAACUUAUUGAAUGUAUACCAUUGUUGAAACACCCAUCUAUGAUAGAAAUUAAAAGUUGUUUUACUGUUUUUGUUGAUUCUGUUUUAAAAAUGAAAAGAAUUGCAGAUAUGUUUGGGUUUUAUGCUUCAAUGAAAUUCGAUAUCUCAAAUGCACUUUAUAAAGCAGAAUCAAGUAACAAAAUUUUCAUAUAUAAUAACCUUGGUUUUACAUUGUUUAUGUACUUAAUCUACAUUCAUGGACUUGUUUUUCAAGAAAUUCCUCUUGUCUAUAGAAUAGAGAGUAUUCUUUUAACUGUUAUGCCACAUUUAAACAUGAUGAUAAAAAGACCAGAUGCAGUAUCAUUUGAAAUAGGAAUGGAGUUCCUGUUUUAUCUUUUGAGUUGUAUUUCUUGUAACGAGCUUGAAAAAGAACAUAUUUUAUAUAAGCAUCUGUUAAUGGGCUUCUACUUUGUUAUGGUAUGGGGGGUUAACAAAAGCAGAAGAGAAAAAGCGAAAGAAGCAUUUGAAGAACUGUUGCAGAAAUUUAAUGCUCACUCAAAAUUCGCAUUAAUUAGUCAUGUUUAUGAAAGCAGCCAUCAUGCUGGUAUGGAAGCGCUGUGUAUCAGUUUAAUGAACAAUUUGCUAAUGACUGAGUACCCAGAUUUUGAACAGUGCCAAAACAUUUCAUCUUUGGCAUUAAAAUAUAUUGAAUUUGUUGUUGGUGAAACUCACAUUCUAUUGGACUCAGAUAGGUUGCUUGCUGGUUUAAAUUUUCUUCGAUUUUGGUUUCUAAAAGAUCCUUUGCAUGUAAACAAGACUGGUAUUUGGAGUAAGACUAAUGAAAUUGAGAAAUGUUUAAACAUACUUCAGCAUGGUAUAGAUAUUUCCAGACAUGAGUUUGAAGAAAUCAUUAAAAACGGGCUAUCAAAAGCAGAUAUGGAAAAGUUACAAGCUGUUUCAAAAAUGAUAUCGGGUGGAACAAGUUUAAACAGCAUGGAAGAUACUGAAAAAAUAGCGACUAUUAAAAAAGCAGCAUGUUUGCUCGAAUUGAUGUCCAGCAUUGUUGCUAGAAUUCGAGAGAUUGCAUAUAGCUAGAUGAUCGCUCAAAAGGUUUUUGGACGGUAAACGAUUUCAUGUCAAGUUUAACGCAUUUUUCGUUUAGACGAUAAUAUUCAAUAAUUUACUGUCUGCAUAUGUAAAAAUAUUGUUAGUUGUGAAUGAGUAACAGUAGAACGCAGUGACGAUAUGAAAAUUUAAUCAUUAUAGCUGUUACCAUGCAUCUCAGGUUAGCUUUAAAUUGCCACUUUGCUAAGUUCCAGGCUUUUUUAAAUAACAUUGUAAAUUUUAUGAGAAGCUAUAUAGAAGGAUAUAUAUUGAAAAUUGAUUUAACUUCAGAAAAUGUUGUUUAAUAUUUUGAUAAAAAAAAUCAUAGAUUUUA